AUGAGCGCUGGAGCAGCGGGGGUGGAAGGGGGCGGAGAGGCGGUGGCGACAAACAGAGGGGACGCCGCCGCGCCGGACGCUGUGCGUGGACAAUGGCCGCCCGCUGAAACAAAAGAGGGCGACGCGGAGACAAAGGGCGGCGGCGCCGUGCCGUCCCCAGAUAGCGGCGACGGCCGCUACAGACGACUUACCUGGCUGUCCCUCGCGGCCGCCCUGUGGGGCACCAGAGGUGUGGGGUUGGGACGCCGUCCCCCCACGGACGACGCAGUGACGUCACGGCAGUGUGCUCCUAAUAGCCUAUCAGCUGGCAAGAUGGGCUCCGCAGCAGAUUGGUUCCGCCCCGCCACGCUCUGCGACACCGCAGAAGCUGCCGCACAGCUGGGGUUGUUCGAGGAGCACUCCGACCUGCUGGAGCUGUUCGAGCGCUUCCGGUCGCUGAAGACGCGCGAGGAGCAGGCGAGCAGCAUGGAGCUGGCCGAGCACGCGACCACCGUGAUGAACUCGCUGGACGAGGCCAUCCGGGCGCUCGACGACGCCGACACCUUCUUCACCUUCGUGGAGCAGGUCGGCGCGUCGCACCGCCGCAUCCCGGGCUUCCAGCCGGAGCUCUUCUGGAAAAUCGAGAAGCCUUUCCUUGACGCAGUGAAGACGACGCUGGGAGACCGGUACACGGACAACGUGGACACUCUCUACCGGGCGACCAUCAAACUCAUCAUCGAGACUCUCAUCAACGGAUUCAACAACGCACAGGACAACCCGCAGGUGCAGCAGAAGGAGCAGUCCUCGUGAGGAGUCGCCAGCUGACGAACCUGGGGUCCUCAGCGCCCCUCCAGGCUCCCAACUGGAACACUAGCCGUAUCGGUGGAGCUGGAACUUCCGACGGCACCACUGGAGCCU
Molecule: messenger RNA, 897 nt
Organism: Schistocerca americana (American grasshopper)
Lineage: Eukaryota; Metazoa; Arthropoda; Insecta; Orthoptera; Acrididae
Exons: 4
Coding region: 1-789 (262 amino acids)
Molecular function (GO): heme binding; oxygen binding
Source: RefSeq, a predicted model, not a curated record